Messenger RNA from Cyprinus carpio (common carp), 2722 nucleotides. RefSeq lists its product as uncharacterized. The transcript has a single exon. The record is from RefSeq and is a predicted model, not a curated record. The coding region runs from base 492 to 1286 and encodes 264 amino acids. NCBI's taxonomy places the organism in Eukaryota, Metazoa, Chordata, Actinopteri, Cypriniformes, Cyprinidae.
AAAACAGCUAGAACGAGCCUUAUUGAGCAGAGAUCAGACAGCAUUUGCAGUAAACCUGUGAGGAACUGGAAGUACAAACAAAUAAUAAAAAAAGGAUUAUAAAAGGAUUGUGACAGAUUAGUUGUCUUGCUCACAAAUAAAUGUUUCUGAGAAACUAGGAUUAUUGUAAUGAUGCAUGCUUAAAAUGUGCAAAAACUCUCAGUAUUAUCAUUUAUAAUAUAUAAACAUAAUAUAUACAUGUAAUAUGAUAAACAUUCUAUAAAAUAUUAUUUUUCUAUUUAUAUAAAAUACUUGUAUAUUUUAUAUAAUUUUUGAAUAAUACAUUUAUUAAAUAAAAUGUGUUAUGUGAGAAUAACCCACUCACUCUUUAUACUUGUUAACCGACUGCAGUUUAUAUUUAAAUCUUCCUUUGGUAUUUUGUAUCUUUUCUGGGUGACUUUAUUGAGCAUUUGAAGUACAUUAGCCCAUUUUUUGCCUUUUGUUUUAGGAGAAUGCCUGAGGUAAAUGAAAAAGUCUCAAUAACAGCCCCAGAGUUGGAGACUCCGCCCUUAAGGUCAGAUACAGGGCCUGUGAUUAGCGGACUGCGUUUUCGAUCUGCACCAGGGGCUUGUUUGUUGUUUGCUGGUGUUUUGCUGAUAGCAGGAAUCUGCGUCGCAGUGGUGGGGUACUGGAACAAUCAACCCCGCAGACAAACCCCACAUCAUGUUUCAACAGGACGCACCUCUUCAGAGAAACUGAAGCUGAUUGGUCCUGUCAUCAUGGGGGUGGGGCUUUUCAUCUUUAUUUGUGCCAAUACAAUUCUCUAUGAAAAUCGUGACCGAGAACAACGUCAUGAUCGAGACCAACAUAAAGAUGACCAGGAGAUCCUGCCACUGGUACAAACUCACAGGAAUAAUCCUUCAAAACGCUUCUCACAAACAGAAAUCAACACCAACGCACAUACAUUGGACUUGUCUGAACUCAACGUCCAUUGCUUAGAAGAAGGGGCUGGAAUUCCUACCCUUAAGUGUUCUUCGCCAUCCUCUGGCUCAUGUAGCUCCAGUCAAGUGAACUUGGAAACCGGCUCACCCCUCCGAGAUCGCAGACACAUGGAAAGAUUGGCCUUGCCUGUCAUUAAACUCAAUGACUGUCUGAUUGGCUCCUCAGACCCAGUGCCUCCACCUCUCCCUGAACGGACAUACCGGAACAAAUUGGGAGUGGAAAAUAUAACAAAUGUGGAGCUAACACAAGUGAACAUUGCAGAUUCGUCUAAUGACAUUGAACAAAAAGAGCCAAAGGAUCGGUAGACUUGUAUGACUGUUGUCCUCAUUAAAGUCCACAUAGUGAAUAUAUUGAAUAUAUUCAACCCAAAAGAUGUUAGGGCUGAGUAUAGAACAGAUUUCUCAAUUUGAUUCGAUUCUGAUUCAUUUGGGUGUAUUUCCAUUAUAAGGUCCAAUUUGCUUACAGUUUUUUCACUGUUAUUGCUGUAAUAAUAUAGUGUUUGAGAUCGAUUUAAGUUAGCUUGUCAUUUUGAACCCACUCAUUUGCAUGAAUCAGGAUUCAGCGGUUGGUUGCACUGUAUGUUUUUGAUUCACUUAAAAGAACAAGCUCAUAAGAGUCAUUUGUUCAUGAAUCAGACUAUACUGGUCAUGUGUUUCUUUUUAUCUAAACAGUUGUUUGGUGUCAUCAGGUCGCAGUACACAGUCUUUUUAUUAAAUCACAGUAUACAGAACUCACAUUCACAACUCGGGUUAAAGAUUAUUUCUUUUACUAUGGUGCUAAAAAGAGUAAAAGAUCAAUCUUGAGAUUUUAAGAUUCGUUAUUAAUCGGUUCACAAUUAACCAGAAACUCUGUAUUUUACUCCCAUCCCCAAAUUACAUUUUUGUCACUUUAAAAUCACUUUAGCUUAGGUUAGGUUAACCCUGAGCUUAGGAUUUUCUGAGAGAAAUAGUUGAUUUUCAUGUAAGUGGAUGAGUAUCUAGAGAUUUGAUGAGAAAUUUGAAGUUUUUGAAUAAAUCUUAUUUUGUAUUGUUACUUUAUUCCGGUGUCUUUUUUUCAUAUAGUUGCUUUGUAAAACGCAUUUGCUUUAUUGUAGUUUGCUUGAUAGAUUGUUACCUGACUUGAGAGAGUUACAUAAGGCUUUGUAGAUGUUUUUUUUUCAUGUGAAUGUUAAGUAAUCAAUUAUGUAUGAUCCUAUUUUCUAAUGUGGUGCCACCCACACAUGCCCAAAAGAAUAGAGAUUGCACUAUGUGUCAUUGUGUUUGUAUGUAUUGCUGGUCUUUAUAGUUCACAUAAAUGUCACCGCGAAUAUGAAAGGCGGCCACCUGUGAGACACAUAAAUAGACACGUGUGCAUACAAACAGCUUCUUCUCCUGUCUUAACAGUUCUGCAUCCAGCAUGUUGAAAUUGUUAGAGACUGAAAGACAAGCUUCUAGAAGUCACAGCACAAAGUGUUGUGAGUCACAUGCAGUCAUACAGUAGUGACUAAUGUUCAUUUUGAUUAGUUUAGGUUAACCCUGAAUUGUGCGAUUGCUGCAAAACCAGUACAACUGUCUGGUACCCAGCAAAAGAGCUUAGUAAUGUGGAUUAAAAGUCACUUUAACAGUUCACUAUACACUAAGGGAUGAAGGAUGGUCUGGUUAGUAUGGUCUCGUGAGCCCCUGCUGGUGGAAGUUGACUACAGUACUAAACAGUAUAAAGUCUUUCCUUAUUAGUAAUUCUGUCUUGUUUUACAGCUAAAUAU